UCAGAGAUCAUGAACAUGGCCAGAGCUUUGAUGAAGGAGAGAGGGAUGCCAAAUUACUUCUAGGGUAAAGCUAUGAACACCGCUGUGUAUCUCAUCAACAUGUCGCCUACCAGUGCUCUAAGGGAUAAACAUCGUAUGAAGCUUGGCAUGGAUGCAAGCUCAAGGUUGGGAUUGGAAUUCUAAGCUAAAGACCAAGUCUACACCACUGAUAAUUUAUGAAGAGACUCCUGUGGACACAGACUGCUCAACAGGUAAAGCUAUUGGUUUAGAAGCUGGUUCAAAUGAUGAAAUCAUUGAUGAUGUUUCAGCAGAAGUCGAAAGUGUUAGUGGAGAAGGUAAAGGCGUAGAAGCUGACUCAAGUGAUGAAUCACCAGUGAGAAAGGUUAGACUGUUGAAGGACAUUUAUGAGAGCUGUAUAUUUACUCUAAAUGUUUGUGAUCCAUCUUCAUAUAAAGAAACGGUGAAGACAAAAGUGUGGAGAGAAGCAAUGAGGGAAGAACUAGGCGAAAUUGAGCGAAAUGGGACUUGGGGAUUGAUGGAACCUCCACUUGACAAGAAGAUUGUGCAACUGAAGUGGGUAUACAAGACGAAUUAUCUCUCAGAUGGAAGAAUUCAGCGACACAAGGCUCGUUAGGUCGUGAAGGGCUAUACUCAGCAGGCUGGUAUUUACUUUCAUGAGAUCUAUGCACCAGUAGCUAGGAUGGAGACUGUGUGUCUCCUCCUUGCCAUUGCUACGCAACAAAGAUGGCACGUUUAUCAAUUUGACAUCAAAUCUGAGUUUUUGAAUGGGGAAAUACAUG
This is a messenger RNA of Dioscorea cayenensis subsp. rotundata (Guinea yam), 800 nucleotides long. RefSeq lists its product as uncharacterized. The coding region runs from base 152 to 634 and encodes 160 amino acids. The record is from RefSeq and is a predicted model, not a curated record. NCBI's taxonomy places the organism in Eukaryota, Viridiplantae, Streptophyta, Magnoliopsida, Dioscoreales, Dioscoreaceae. The transcript is spliced from 2 exons.